This is a messenger RNA of Leptinotarsa decemlineata (Colorado potato beetle), 651 nucleotides long. RefSeq lists its product as uncharacterized. Gene Ontology annotation, cellular component: mitochondrial crista junction; MICOS complex. NCBI's taxonomy places the organism in Eukaryota, Metazoa, Arthropoda, Insecta, Coleoptera, Chrysomelidae. The record is from RefSeq and is a predicted model, not a curated record. Gene Ontology annotation, biological process: cristae formation.
UUUGAUAAUGAUAUUCAUAUUAAAAUAACCAUAACUCUCUUAGCAAUAUGUAGGCUGAAACCGAAAGUCAUCAGAGUAUGCACGGGAGCAGAACUGAAGAGGAUGUGUCCUCCGAAACACUGCGAAUGCGCUCCAAAGGUGAGAAGACCAUCCAGAGGGGUAUUUGGCAUUUUUGGUUUCGGUUUGAAAGCCGCACUCGCUGCAGCAGCCAUAUACGUCACAUACGACUUGGGAAUAUGGGGUUCCAUGGAAGAUACCCAAAAUUUGUACAGAACCUACUGCACCAUGACCAAGGAACCAGCUAAGAAAAAAAUGGGAAAAUGGGAUCCGCCGUCAUGUGAAGCUGAGCGAGAUCUUCUGAGGAUUCCAAGUUUCAAACCGUAUGGACAAUGUGACGAUCCACCUUUUGACCAUGAGAGGAGUGCCUACAAUUUCCAAAAUACCUGGAACUGUGCUAUCGAGUGCAUCUUCGCUGGAAUUGUUAGAUUUCCGUACAAUAUAAUCGAUAAAUUUCAAGGUAAAGAAACAACAAAAGUGGUGGAAGAAGAACAGCAACUGUGUAUUCCUUUUGAUGAAUUAUCAGAUGACGAGAAGAUUAUCAAUAAAUAUAAAUAGUUCUGUUGAAGAGUUGGAAAAUUACAUGAAAUAUCU